UUCUUCUUCUUUUUUUUUUUUCUGUUGCAUUCACAAAGAUGUCUGGCAAGGAUCGUAUUCCCAUCUUCCCAACGCGCAUGGCGCUGACGACCAUGAAGAACCGCUUGAAAGGCGCUCAGAAGGGUCACUCGCUGCUCAAGAAGAAGGCCGACGCGCUGUCGCUGCGCUUCCGCUCGAUUCUCGGCGCCAUCAUCCGAAGCAAGGAGUCGAUGGGCGAGGUGAUGCGCCUCGCUUCGUUCUCGCUGGCGGAGGCCAAGUUCGUCGCCGGCGACUUUAGCCAUGGCGUGAUUGAGAGCGCCAAGGUGGCCAAGGUCCGCGUCCGCACCAAGACGGACAACGUUGCCGGUGUCAAGCUCCCGGUGUUUGAGCAGUACAUGGACAGCGUCGGCUCGACCUUUGAGCUCGCCGGUCUGAGCAAGGGUGGCCAGCACAUUGCCCGCACCCGCCUCAACUACAUUGAAGCCAUCAAGCUUCUCGUUGAGAUUGCCUCGCUCCAGACAACCUUCAUCACCCUCGACGAGGUCAUCAAGAUCACAAACCGCCGUGUGAACGCCAUCGAGCACGUCAUCAUCCCCCGCAUCGAAAACACCAUCUCGUACAUCAACUCCGAGUUGGACGAGAUGGAUCGUGAAGAGUUCUUCCGUCUCAAGAAGAUCCAAAAGAAGAAAAAGGCCAGCCGCGCUGCCUCCGAGGCCAAGGCCGCCCUGGCCAACGCCGCCACCAAGCUUGCCGAAGACCAGGCUGCUCAGGCCGCCUUCGCCCAAUCCAGCGCCGGCGCACCAGCUCCCGCCAAGCCCGCCAAGGGCAAGAAGGGCGACAAGGCCGCCGCCGCUGCUGCUGCUCCUGCUCCGAACUACGAUAUUCCAGAAGCCCUCCGCGAGGCCGCCACUGCACCAACAAAUCCCUUCGAGACCGACGCCCCUGCAGACACUAGCGCUGCGGACACUGGCAUGAUGAGCAACCCGUUCAUCACGCCAGAAGCGCAUGCGGGCCAGGAUAUCGUAUCGCAACAAGACCAGGACCUGCUGUUCUAAGCCAACAGGCUCCCACCAUACCCCCCUCGUUUGUUUGUGUCACAACCCACAAAACAAAACAAAAAAACGGGGGGCCUUCAAAAGCGCUGUAACCGAUCUCGUAUCUUUUCUUCUUUGUUUUCCCCCUCUUUUUGCUUUGAGUGUUUUGGGGUCAAUUGUUGUUGUCUUCAAUCUUCAAAUCGUUUUCUGUCCAUUUUGUGUUGUUCAUUUCGAUCAACCAAACAACGCAUCAAACCAAAGCAACACAAGCAGCAGGGCAAUGGAGAUUCUUGACUGGGC
This is a messenger RNA of Capsaspora owczarzaki ATCC 30864, 1313 nucleotides long. Its product is annotated as vacuolar ATPase subunit D. Gene Ontology annotation, molecular function: proton-transporting ATPase activity, rotational mechanism. NCBI's taxonomy places the organism in Eukaryota, Filasterea, Ministeriida, Capsasporidae. Bases 39 to 1034 code for a protein of 331 amino acids. Gene Ontology annotation, cellular component: proton-transporting V-type ATPase complex. The transcript is spliced from 2 exons. The record is from RefSeq and is a predicted model, not a curated record.